AUGAAUAGAAAAAACGAGCUUGAGACACAUCUCUUGUCGCGGUCCUAUUCCAACGAACACAACAAGCUCGCCCAGCUCUUGCUGUCGAGAUACAGUGCGAACGGUGACCAGAAGUCGUGUUUGGUCUUGGAACCCACCCAAGGCGACGCCAGACCGGAGAACGUCAAGUCCUUGCUCUAUGUCGGGAAGAACGCCAAGCCCGAUGCUGAGAGACACACAAUGCGGAAGCUCAACACCAGAAGGGAGUUGAAGCGGUAUUUCGCCACCGCCACAAAGAACCAGGCCAAGAUGGUGAAGAAGCUCCGAGAGUUUUCCAAAAAAUCGUUGGCAGACGAGGCCAAAGUGCGCCAUCAGGCCGCUCAACUUGUCAAGAAGUAUAACCUUCCGCAGUUUCAGGAUUUUAUGCCGCUACACAAGCUCUGGGUUGCGUACAUGCAGAACCUCCUCCAGCUCUCCAACCAGUACGCCGUGAACAACCCCCAGUCGCUUUUGACAAAGAUCUCCUCGGCUGACUUUAAUGGGGCUUUUAUUACCGUCACCCAGUCUGUCAACCCCAAUAAUGUUGGGAUGGCCGGGAUUGUGAUGUACGAUGCACAGCAUCUGUUCAUUGUUGUAGUUCCCAGUAAUGAUUCGUGGAAGCACGACAUGGUGUUGCACCACAGUCAGGAGAGUCCGAAGUUGAGUCCCAAGGAACUUUUGGGGGGCAUCAGAAUUAUCGAGAAGAAGGGUACCGUCUUUUCGUUUGCCGUUCCGGUGGUGAGCGAAGAAGAAGAUGUGGAUACGUUGGAGUUUAGUUUGCUCGGGUCUCGCAUUGAAUUCAGAUCUGUGGACAGAUCUGGGAAAAAGUUCAAGGGAAAAAACGUGGAUGAUUUGUCGUAA
Molecule: messenger RNA, 879 nt
Organism: Babjeviella inositovora NRRL Y-12698
Lineage: Eukaryota; Fungi; Ascomycota; Pichiomycetes; Serinales
Gene: POP4
Product: RNase P/RNase MRP complex subunit
Exons: 1
Coding region: 1-879 (292 amino acids)
Biological process (GO): rRNA processing; tRNA 5'-leader removal
Cellular component (GO): ribonuclease MRP complex; ribonuclease P complex
Molecular function (GO): ribonuclease P RNA binding
Source: RefSeq, a predicted model, not a curated record